CUCGCCAUCUUCACCGCGCGGUGUCUUCUGAGAGGUGGUCUAUUGUCGCUGGUUAUAUACUUCUAGUGAUGGCUGCAAAUCAGUUCAACAAGGGACCAGCCUAUGGACUUUCUGCAGAAGUCAAAAACAAAAUUGCACAAAAGUAUGACCUGCAGAAGGAAGAGGAGCUCCGCGUCUGGAUUGAGGACACAACAGGCUGCAGCAUUGGGGAUGACUUCCAGAAGGGCCUAAAGAAUGGCGUCAUUCUGUGCCAGUUGAUUAAUAAAUUGCAGCCGGGCUCAGUGAAGAAAACAAACAACUCAUCUUUAAACUGGCACCAGCUGGAGAACGUGUGUAAUUUCACCAAAGCCAUAACAACAUACGGACUGAAGCCUCACGACAUCUUCGAAGCCAAUGACCUGUUUGAGUCUGGGAACAUGACACAAGUCCAGACAACUCUCCUGGCUCUUGCUGGCAUGUCUAAGACAAAAGGAGUGCAGACGCGGGUGGAAAUUGGCGUGAAAUAUGCUGAUAAACAGGAGAGGGCUUUCGACGAGGAGAAGAUGAAGGCUGGGCAGUGUGUCAUAGGCCUCCAGAUGGGUACCAAUAAGUGUGCCAGCCAGGCGGGCAUGAACGCUUAUGGGACCAGGAGGCAUUUGUAUGACCCUAAGGCUAAUGUUCUUCCACCCAUGGACAGCACAACUAUUGGUCUGCAAAUGGGCACCAACAAGGGUGCAAGCCAGGCUGGCAUGACUGCCCCUGGCACCAGACGAGCCAUCUACGACCAGAAGCUGGGAACGGACAAAUGUGACAACAGCACUAUGUCCCUGCAGAUGGGCUCCAACCAGGGUGCCAGCCAGAGUGGGCAAAACUUUGGUCUGGGCCGCCAAAUCUACGAUGCCAAGUACUGCCCAAAGGGUGAACUUCAAGACAUGCCAGACGAGAUGGAUGAUAACGGCUAUGACCAGGACCAGGGUUACGUGGGCCACUAAUUGGGAUAAAAGGACACAAACAUAGAAAGACUGGUUUUUUUCUCUCUUUCUCUACAAUUCAACAUCAGAUGCCUUGAGGCCAUGCUUCAUGAUAGAAAAAUUGAACAAAAUGUAUUGUAUUUGUUUCUCCACUUUGUUAGGCUUCCAGGCUUUAGUAUCCAGCCAUGCCAUUUACUGCCAAAAGCAACACAUUCAUAUCCUCUCAUCUAACAAAAAUCUCUUUACAGGACCACAUCAGAUAGUGUUAGCAUAUUUUUGGGUUUUCGACACAGUAUGGUUGGUCCUCUUGCUGCUACGUUGUAACAGGAAAAAGAUUGUAUUUUUUGUAAUUUUCCACAAUUCGGUUCUCGACUGACAGUUUCAGUUUCUGACUAUCAUUCUGCUGGACUACACUCAUAGUUUAUACCAUUGCCUCAUCUUUUGGCAUAUAUUCGUACCCAUUCAUCUCUAGGUUAACUUGACUCUGAGCAAAAUGGGACCCCACCCUCACAUCCUUAACUAAUGUACAUACACCUUGAGGUACAUUUAAUUAACCAUAAACUUACUGAACAAGCUCAAGUUGAAUAUUCUUGGGGGGGGGACGCUAUACAUUCCACAUGUGUAUUUAGGUUACAUAUGCAGGUGCUAACUUCAUUGUUCUUUUUAAAUUCAAGAAGAAAAUAUUCAUCAAAAAGGGUGUUCCAUAUCAUUUGAUUUUGUACCAUUUAUAUUUUUAAUUAAUAAAGUUAACCUAUUGUC
Clupea harengus (Atlantic herring) is the source of this 1709-nucleotide messenger RNA. Its product is annotated as calponin-2-like. Gene Ontology annotation, molecular function: actin filament binding. The record is from RefSeq and is a predicted model, not a curated record. Gene Ontology annotation, biological process: actin filament organization; actomyosin structure organization. Lineage: Eukaryota; Metazoa; Chordata; Actinopteri; Clupeiformes; Clupeidae. Gene Ontology annotation, cellular component: focal adhesion; actin cytoskeleton.